AUGAAUACAUGUGUGCGUGUACGUAUGCCAGAGUCUAAUGCAUACACGCGUUGGUAUGCCUUCCCUGGUGGCAUCUUCGGCGAUGAACCCGUGUCCAUGUUCAUUUCUCGAAACUUCCAAGACGGUCAUUCUGUUAACUUCGAGACACGCAUGGGCAAGCUGCUGUACAUUUUAGGCAUGGUCAUAGCAUUUUAUAAAUAUUGCAUUGCAAAUUUAGGCUUUAAUAUUAUUAUGGCCUAUUGUCGACUUGAAGUGUACGAGCCCAGAGACAACGCGACGCUCUGGGACAAGUUCCACCUCAGCAUCUCUCGCGACGAGCUCUACGCCGCCGACGACCCCGCCAUCAACAAGCUCCUGGAACAAGUCAAGACGCUCAAGAUCAGUCAUAUUACCCAGAAGGAGGGCGGGACGCAACUCAAACUCCUCAUCGAAUUUUCCAACGGAGGGAAUGCGCUGUUCAAGCCCAUGAGGUUCCCCCGCGAGCAGCAGACGAUGAAGAACCACUUUUAUUUCACCGACUACGAGCGACACAACGCAGAGAUCGCAGCUUUCCACUUAGACAGGCUGCUAGGAUUCCGCCGCGCCGCCCCAGUCGCCGGCCGGACCGUCAACAUGACUCGGGAGCUCUAUGCACUCGCCCAAGGAGACCUUCUCAAGACGUUCUUCAUUUCUCCGGACGGGAACCUCUGCUUCCACGGAAAGUGCAGCUACUACUGCGACACGAGCCAUGCCAUCUGCGGGAAUCCUGACCUGCUGGAGGGAUCCUUUGCCGUGUUCCUGCCGCCCAAGGAGCUGGCGCCGAGGAAGGUCUGGCGUCAUCCUUGGAGGAGGAGCUACCACAAGCGGCGGAAGGCACAGUGGGAGAUAGACGACGACUACUGCCAGCUGGUGAAGGAGGUCCACCCGUACAACGAGGGCCGGAGACUUCUUGACAUCAUGGACAUGUCGAUCCUGGACUUCCUCAUCGGCAACAUGGAUAGGCAUCAUUAUGAGACGUUUAAGGUGUUUGGCAACCGAACGGCCCCCAUUCACCUGGACAACGGCCGCGGCUUCGGCAAACCUUUCCACGACGAAAUUUCGAUCCUGGCGCCGCUGUAUCAGUGUUGCCAGAUACGACACUCGACGCUUUCUACUUUAUUGAGAUUCCACACGGGCCCCAUGCGUCUGGGUGAAGCCAUGCGAGUCUCCAUGUCCGUGGACGCCGCCGCCCCCGUCCUUUGGGAGCCCCACCACGUCGCCCUGGACAGGAGGCUGGCCAUCAUCCUGCAGACGGUGCGGGAGUGCGUGGAUAAGGCGCAGGAUCCUAUGGCUGUUAUCGUUAAUGAUCAUCAUUGAAGGAUAACGGAGGGAGGGGUGGGAGGUUGAGGAGG
Molecule: messenger RNA, 1370 nt
Organism: Penaeus vannamei (Pacific white shrimp)
Lineage: Eukaryota; Metazoa; Arthropoda; Malacostraca; Decapoda; Penaeidae
Source: RefSeq, a predicted model, not a curated record